Messenger RNA from Encephalitozoon romaleae SJ-2008, 642 nucleotides. RefSeq lists its product as hypothetical. Lineage: Eukaryota; Fungi; Microsporidia; Unikaryonidae. Bases 1 to 642 code for a protein of 213 amino acids. The record is from RefSeq and is a predicted model, not a curated record. The transcript has a single exon.
AUGAUUAUUAGCUGGACUGAUGCAUUUAAAGUUCUAAGAGACACAAAGGUGAAGGAACGGCUGUUGAGGAAUAAUUUGACUUUUGAAUAUCUUGCCAGACAGUUGAGCACGAUGAACUGUUCUCUGUGUUAUAAACCGAUAAGUAUUAAGGGUUUACUGUGCGAAGGAUGUUUUUAUAAGCUUCAUCCUCCUUCGAUAGAUUUUAAGACUUCUAUUGCCGUUAAGUAUGCGCUGGAGUUACAAAGAAUAAGAAUAAAUAGAACCAGCUCACUAAAGCCUUCUACUAAAGAUGAAUCCGUGAGUUUUAAGCUUCUUGAUAUCUCCAAUGAUUCUUCUCUAAGAGACUUAUCCGGAAAGGUUUAUUCUCUAGAAUCUGCAUCGUUGAGCUAUGAAGAAAGGAUUAUACUCAGCAGUAUAAAGCUAAAGAUACAAAUGGAGACAACGAAUAAAUGGGCUGCUAUAAGGAUAAAGUCAAUGAUAGACCUCAUCGAUGAACAGCUGAAUAUCUUAAGGCUAAAAUACUUGAUAUGCUUAAGAAAUCUUAGGCUUGAUGACGUCCUUUUAUUGAAGAAGCAUAUAAUAGAAAUUAGAAAGCAUAGAGACAGUUUGUUCGAGAUGCUAGGAAAUAAAUUAAUUAUAUAA